This is a messenger RNA of Didymella exigua CBS 183.55, 2911 nucleotides long. RefSeq lists its product as uncharacterized. Gene Ontology annotation, biological process: DNA-templated transcription; regulation of transcription by RNA polymerase II. The transcript has 2 exons. The annotation marks the transcript as partial. Gene Ontology annotation, molecular function: DNA-binding transcription activator activity, RNA polymerase II-specific; zinc ion binding; RNA polymerase II cis-regulatory region sequence-specific DNA binding. Lineage: Eukaryota; Fungi; Ascomycota; Dothideomycetes; Pleosporales; Didymellaceae. Gene Ontology annotation, cellular component: nucleus. The record is from RefSeq and is a predicted model, not a curated record.
CGCCCUCUGACUUUGUCCAGUAACACAACAUCAAACCAGCGUCGACAAUUCCAGCAAGGAUCGGAAGGUCAUGUGCAGAAAUCAUUAUGUCGGCGCUCGAGGUAUCGGCGAACAGCGCUGAGCCUGAGUCGCGCGAGAACUCAGCAGACCAAGACGACACGGCAGAUAAGCGGACAAGCAAGAAGCGGAAGGUGCUGUCAUGUUAUUCGUGUCGCAGUCGCAAAAUGAAGUGCGAUCGUAUCUACCCAGUGUGUGGACGAUGUGAGAAGACUGGAAGGAUUGAGCAAUGCUCGUACGACCCGCGAUGGCUCGAGGAAGCGCAGGUUCAGCCUGGCCAGCCGUUGACAAUAAAUGGCAAUCAAACCAUGCUCCGCAUGCAUGAAAGUGGAGUGAGCGACAACUGCACGAAAGGAGACUUGUCAGAUGCACUGCGCUGGAAGAUGCGCAUGCAGGAACGAAGGCUCGAGAUAUUGGAGAAGAAGCUCGCUGCGACAUCCAAUGGUAGCAGCAACAGGCCAUCGCAACUCAGAACAUUGCCUCCCGACGAACCUAAGAUCACGGAGGAAAUGAUUUUCAGAGGGAAAGACUUCAGGACACAGUUCCAUGGCACGACCAGCGUGAUGAGCAUGAUCUCACAGUACCGAGACCUACAAAUAUUCACACAAGAGGCACUAGCAGUGGACAUCACCAUAUCCCGUUUUAAGAAAGACUUCAAAGGAUUUCGUGACCGGAGAAAGGUUUUGAGGAAGGAAAGAAUUGCACGGACCUACGGUACUGAUGAGGAAAUUUUCACGCUGCUCCCACCUAAGCAUGAGGUUGAUAUCCAAGCCGCCCUGUACUUUCGCACCUGGGAGACCACCUAUCGCAUCCUUCACGCACCAACGUUCUGGCAAGAGUACAACAGCUUCUGGGAGCGGCGGGAUGAGCAAGACGCCGCGUUCGCUACAAUCCUAGUACUGAUUGUGACUACAACGAAGUGCUCAAUGGUCAAGGAUGAUGUAUUCGUCGGCGAUGUCUCAUCUGACCGGGAUGCUGCAUCUAAUCUGAUCGAGACGUGUGAAAUGUGGCUCAACAGACAGUCGCGCAAGCGCUUGACACUUCCCUACUUCCAGCUUCAGUGUCUGGCGCUGCUUGCAAAGCGGGUCAAUUGUGUCAUGUUGAAGCACGACUGGCUGGCUGCGGGUGACCUUAUGCGGCUUGCUCUAGCAUCUGGAAUGCAUCGAGACCCUUCGCUUCUGGCUACUGGACAUAUCUCCGAAUACGAGAAAGAGAUGAAGAAGCGCCUGUGGUAUACCAUUGCGGAGCUCGAGAUUCAGGCAUCGAUUGAUAGCGGUUUACAAUCAUCUUUGGCGAAUCUAUAUUUCGACACGCCAGCGCCGGGAAAUCUACCGGACGAAGCAUUUUCACUCGAGACAAAAGAGAUGCCAGCAGUUCGGCCGAAGGAGCAUUUUACAUCGACGUCGUAUCUGAUCACUGCACUACGAUCGCUCCCGCUUCGUAUCCAUCUCAGCACACUCCUCAAUGACCCAUCGGGUCAGCUGCAAUACACAGAUGUCCUUCAUUUUGAUGACCAAAUUUCAUCAGCGUUCUCCAAUGUGCCAAUUUGGACAGACCCGCGUGCGACAAUCCCGUCGGCAUUGCUUGGCCUGCAGCAUCUCCAGUUCCUGCUCGUGCUUCACAAGCCGUAUGCGAAGAUGGCAUACACAGAAAAGCGAUUUGCGUAUUCAUUCACCUCUUGUGUCGAGACUGCGGGCUUAAUAACCGAUAUCCACGAAGAUUUGGCGUCGCAAGAUAUCCUCAUUCUCAAUCACUUCCGCAACGAUGUCAUUCGUGCCGGUAUAACUCUUUCCGAAGUCGCCGCCCUCAACUGUGUCCGACACAGCGUAAAGCCUACAUCAAUACCGGUGAUACACACCCAAUCAGAUCAGAGCAUGCAUAUCGCAGAUAUGGAAGGGCCCCAUAUUCCUUUUUUGCAAAAGGGCAGCUUUGCUCCCCAUGGUCCAGUUGCCUGCCUUGCAGUACUACCGCGCGAGACUUUAUCUCGCACUCUUUUCAAAGCCAGCAUCGACAUUCUAGAACGUACUCUCCAGCUUUUCGAAAGCAAAGUUAUGCGCCUUGGCACUGGUUACAUAGAAUACUGGCUUCUCAGUGCGGCAAUUGGUAUGCUUCCCCCUCUAGACCCUAUUUCACUUCCCAUUUCCUCGAUCGCGCACCGUACAGCCAAUGAAGACGAGAUUCGCGAGCGCUGCAAGACCGCACUCGAUCGCUUCACGAACCUAGCAUUUCGAGUUCUUGCAAUGCAGCGCAUCCCAUCGGAUAGCCUUGCUGGAGGGCUUAGUGAGUGCAUGAGCAGAAGUGGCCCGGGUGAUGUACGCAAACCGAGUAUUGCGAGCGAACGAAGGGGUACGAUUCUUUCGAGCAGAGCAGCUGGAAGCUUUGGAAAAAAGGGGGUGGGUGCAUUUACCAGCGGUAGUAUGGUCAGGGACAUGCCGUUCCCGUCGAUAAGUGGCAGCGAAGACAGGAAUGCCGACACUCUCCAUAACUCAUUCGAUACUUCAGCGGAUACGGGUGAGGACUUGAGCGGAUGGAUAUUCCCAGACUUCUGGACAUUCGACCUGGCUGAAGAUUUCUGAGUGUGUUGCAGGACUGAACACCAGUCCAAGUUUAUCGCAAAGCUCUUGGAUCUUCCUCCAGCAGAAAGCCCUCCACUCUUCUUGCCCAGAGGCAUGCACACUGGCCGUUUUUGGCUUACUUGUAGUCUAGCUUUUCUUAGAGACUGUAAUAACGUACCUCACGGGGCGAGUGGCCAGACCGGGCGAGUGACCGAAUUUUGCCAAGACCACACCAAACUUCAACUUCUCUUGCAUGUUACAGUGAGUUGCUACAACAUACUGUAACUUGCAGUAUACAG